AUGAGCAAUCUUUUCUUUAUAUUUUGUACUCUUUUGUUUUUAAUAUUUAUCAAAAGAUGCUCCGGUUGGUGUGAUGAAGGACACAUGAUAGUAAGUGCCAUAGCUUAUAAGUUUUUAAAUGAUGAGGAGAAAAGCGUUUUAGAUCAUAUAUUUAAGAAUUAUAAGGAAGAUAAAGAUUUUAAUGAUCCAGUAUUGGGCUCAGUAUGGCCUGAUCAUAUAAAAUACUUUCAUUAUAAUUACCCUAAUAAAAUUAGAAGAAUUGAUGGUUUGGAGUUAAUGAAUAAAUGGCACUUUGUAAAUAUACCUUAUAAUCCUACAAAUAUAAAAUUAGAUAUGUAUCAAAAAGAAUAUUAUAAAAGAACAGAUAAUGCUAUAACUAUUUUAAAAAGUAUAUUUAAAUCAUUAAAGAAUGUUAAGAAAAAAGAAAAUCACGGAACCUUUUUUUCAUAUAAUUUUCUAAUAAGAUAUUUUAUACAUAUAUUUGGAGAUAUACACCAACCUUUACAUUCAUCAAGUUUUUAUAAUAAAAAUUUUCCACAAGGAGAUCGUGGAGGUACAGAUAUUUUUAUUAUGUUUAAUGAUAAAGUAGAAAAUUUACAUCACUUAUGUGAUAGUAUUUUUAAAGAAAGAAAUAAAAGUUGGCCUUAUCUAACAUCUGAUAUUAUUAAUAAAGAAGCAGAAAAAUUAAUGGAAUUAUAUCCUAAAGAUUAUUUUGCUGACAGAUUAAAACAAUCCGAAUUUAAUAAUUACUCAUAUAUAGAUUUUAUUAUUAAUGAAACAUUCGAUUUAGCUGUUGAACAUAUAUAUUCUAAUUUUCCUCUUGAUACAUUAAAUCAAAAUACUACUUAUGUUCUAAAUGAUUUUGCAAUAAAUAAUAUUAAAGAAAUGUUGACAGAACAAAUUGUCUUAGCUGGUUAUAGAUUAACACACUACUUAAAAAUUAUAAUUGAAAAUGUACCACCCGAUUUGAUAAAUACAAAUAUAUCAAAUAAUUUAUAA
This is a messenger RNA of Plasmodium gaboni, 999 nucleotides long. RefSeq names its product putative p1/s1 nuclease. Gene Ontology annotation, biological process: DNA catabolic process. The coding region runs from base 1 to 999 and encodes 332 amino acids. The record is from RefSeq and is a predicted model, not a curated record. Gene Ontology annotation, molecular function: endonuclease activity; nucleic acid binding. Lineage: Eukaryota; Apicomplexa; Aconoidasida; Haemosporida; Plasmodiidae. The transcript has a single exon.